CGCAAUCCCCGUCCUCCUGCUUGAAACAGCAGCAACAGUUGGCUCCUUCAUUCUUUUAUGUCUCUGCUCCUCUUCACAAUGUUUGCCUCCCACAGUGUCUUCAUUUUACUUUUCUACGGCCUGGUCGCCAUUGAGGCGCAAAUGUCGACGCCCUCUGCUGCGCCGAUUGUAGCAUCUUGUGCCUCCAAGUCCAACACCAGCUGUGAGGACUGUCUGCAGAAUGUCACUUGUUUGUGGUGUAUGCCAACCAAGCAAUGCCUGGACUACCCAGUGAAGAACAUCCUGCCGCCAAGUAGUGUGUGUCCGCUCAAGGAAGUACGAUGGGGUUUAUGUUGGGUAAACUUCCAGAUUUUGAUCAUCACUCUGUCAGUGUUGGCUGGCGUCUUCCUCAUCGUCUUGUUUGUGUGUUGCUUGUGCUGCUGCAGGCGUCGGGGAACCAGAAACGAUGAUGAUGAUGAUGAUGUAAGACAACAGCAACAAACCAGGGCAAGGAACUCCCGUCAGAAACAAAGGAGAGAGGAAAUGCAGCUGAGACAUGAUAAAAUAAGGCAGAAAUAUGGUCUUACUAAGGAUAAUCCCUACUCACGCAUGGAUGAUAAAAAGUAAAGGCAUGAUCAAGUGGAUGACUGCAUUAAUAGACACGGCGUCUUAUUAGAGCGGAGGCCACUAUUCGAGACUACACUAUACUGUCUUAGCUAUGAUUGGUCGACAACAUUUCUCAGAGUUGAUGCCAAUAACAUGAAUAUCAAGCACAUUUCUUUGUACACGUAUAUUAAACUGAUUUUUUCAUCUCUGAAUUUACUAUGUUUACCAAGAACAGUAAGGUGUUAUUUGCGUUGCUACUGAUUUACCGACCUUGUGCUUUUGUCCUUGUUGGAUCUCUGGUAUUUGUAGUGUUAGCGCGCCCCCACAGUGUUUUAUAUUCAUCCAUUGGUCUAAAUCAUUGCAGUGUAUGUAAUUUGUUAAAUCACAGUAAUAUGCAAACUUGUAUUUUAUUACAUUCCACAUUAAAUGCCAGCACAGUAUUUUCACAUUUCUCAUCUUUACACAAUGUUUUACCAAGUACAUUUACUGUAUGUUAGUAUCACAUUGCUAUUGCUAAGUGAUUGUAUUGUUCCACAACUCACCGUUAAGAUGGUUAUUAACAUUUUGUUAUUGCUCAUGUAAAAAAUUAAACCAUCCAGAAAUGUGACGUGCAUUAUAUCGUUGAUUAAUGAGGUAUUAAAGUAGUGGUUUGUUAUGGCAUCACGUCUAGUUCAAUACUUGGGAGCACUUAAUAGUUUUCCAGCAGAUUCCUAAAAAAAACAUGUCCCAUACAGGAACUUUGAGCAUUUUUGCAGUAAGUCCUAAAAAAAAGCGUGCUCUUUAAUGUUUUUGCAGUAGGUCCUUAAACACUACUGAGGUGUAGAGGAUCUUUGAUUCGCCCCAGGAUUUUAGACGAGUGUUUUUGGAGUAGGCCCUUAAAAACUGAGCGCUCCUGUCAAAUGCAGGAUGUUUACUAGAGUAGGUCCUUAAAAACGGCACUUUUUUUUUCAGCCAAGUGUUAAGACCAUAGCUCAUAGGCCUUGAAGGAGACGAGGCCUUAAAAAGAAAACUUUUUGGAAUUUUGCCUAUCCACAAUCCUUAUGUGAGACAUGGACACAAAGUCUUUUCUGUGCUUUCUUAAGACAUAAAAACAGCUAAAUGACGCAGCUGAGAAUGCACAUAAUGGGAAACAACCGCCUAUAAAUUCCAAAAAGCGCCAACAACGCUCCAUUUGUAUAUAAUGUGACAUGUAUAUAACCAAGCUGCAGCAACAUUACUAUAAACAUUGUUAUGCCAAUCGAACUACAUAACUGUCAUAUUGACACCUUGCCACCACCACACCGGCUACCUAGUGCUCUAUGCCUCAAGCCACUGGCAGAAGGUAACGCUACAUACGAAAGGGAUAGUUAGGAUUUUUUGACAUGAAGCUGUAUGACAUCCCCAUCAGCAGUGGACUAUAUCAACAAUGAUCCCAUAUUUGGUGCCGUGAGUCCAGUUCCGGUUGGAUUUCUGUGACGAACGUAGUUCUGAUUAGUUGCUGGGUCAUUUAAAGAGUUUGGCUUCUCACAACAAUAUGCGCUCAAAAGAGUUAAUACAUUUGCAUCAUAAAAAUGCCCCAAAAAAAUCAUAGCUCACAAAUCGCUCUGUUUUAUUUGUCUCCUGCAGUGUCCCUGCUCACUGUCGCCUCUCCAUUCGUGUGUAUGUGAUCUUCAUCCGUGCCAGAGCGCCACGGCCGUCUGACGUGUGUUCCACAGCGGAAGAAGAUGCAAGCGACUUCACCACAUACACACAAAUGGAGAGGCGACAAGUGUGCAGGGACACGGCCGGAGACAUGACGCCGAGCGAUUUGUGAGGUCUGAUUUUUGAUCAGAUCAGAAGUGUAUAUUUGUACUGUGUUUUUUAAAAAUAAAAGCCC
This is a messenger RNA of Dunckerocampus dactyliophorus (ringed pipefish), 2440 nucleotides long. RefSeq names its product PTTG1 interacting protein b (gene pttg1ipb). The record is from RefSeq and is a predicted model, not a curated record. The transcript is spliced from 7 exons. NCBI's taxonomy places the organism in Eukaryota, Metazoa, Chordata, Actinopteri, Syngnathiformes, Syngnathidae. Gene Ontology annotation, biological process: protein import into nucleus. The coding region runs from base 58 to 606 and encodes 182 amino acids. Gene Ontology annotation, cellular component: cytoplasm; nucleus.